Lasiosphaeria miniovina is the source of this 5832-nucleotide messenger RNA. Its product is annotated as glycosyltransferase family 48 protein. Gene Ontology annotation, cellular component: 1,3-beta-D-glucan synthase complex; plasma membrane. Gene Ontology annotation, molecular function: 1,3-beta-D-glucan synthase activity. The transcript has 3 exons. Gene Ontology annotation, biological process: (1->3)-beta-D-glucan biosynthetic process; fungal-type cell wall polysaccharide biosynthetic process. Bases 1 to 5832 code for a protein of 1943 amino acids. The record is from RefSeq and is a predicted model, not a curated record. Lineage: Eukaryota; Fungi; Ascomycota; Sordariomycetes; Sordariales; Lasiosphaeriaceae.
AUGUCGGGAUACCAACAACCAGGCCAGGGCCCGCCUCCCCACGGCCAAGCUCCAGCCCAUCCCCAAGGGCACGCCGAUUACGACGAUGGCUAUGCCCACCCAGCGGGGAACACCGACUCCUACUAUCAGGACGACCAGCAGUACUAUGACAACCACAAUGGAUAUGACGCCCACGGCCAGCCGCAUGAUGUCCACGGCCAGCCGCACGCGGAAGGAUAUUAUGAUGAAUCUGGCUACUACAACGCAGACUCCAACAACCCUCAUCAGCAAGAUGGUGGCUACUACGAAGGCCAGGAGCGCUACCAGGACGAGUACUAUCAGAAUGAUGGUUACUAUGACCAGAACUACGACCAGGCCGGCUAUGCAGGCGCACAAGGCCGCCGUGGCGGUUCAGAAGAGGAUUCGGAGACGUUCAGCGAUUUCACCAUGAGAUCCGACAUGGCGCGCGCUGCGGAUAUGGACUACUAUGGUCGGGGCGAUGAGCGUGUAAACAGCUACAACGAGGGCCCGGGAGGCGCCAGAGGCUACCGCCCUCCUUCCUCACAGAUUUCCUAUGGCGGCAACCGGUCGUCGGGCGCGUCGACCCCAAACUAUGGCAUGGAUUAUGGCAACGUUCUUCCAGCUGGCCAACGAUCCCGGGAGCCCUACCCAGCUUGGACCUCCGACGCCCAGAUUCCCCUUUCCAAGGAGGAGGUCGAGGACAUUUUCCUCGAUUUGACCGCAAAGUUUGGUUUCCAGCGCGAUAGCAUGCGCAAUAUGUACGACCACUUCAUGACGCUUCUUGACUCGCGAGCGUCCCGCAUGACGCCUAACCAGGCACUGCUUUCUCUUCAUGCCGAUUACAUUGGGGGAGACAACGCAAAUUACCGGAAGUGGUACUUUGCUGCCCAUCUCGAUCUCGACGAUGCUGUCGGGUUCGCCAAUGUCAAGGGCAAAGGGCUGAAACGGACCCGCAAGAACAAGAAGAAGGCCGCCGCCGCGAACGAGGCAGCAGCUCUUGAGGACCUCGAGGGUGACGACUCGCUGGAAGCUGCCGAGUUCCGCUGGAAGACGCGAAUGAACCGCAUGUCGCAGCAUGACCGCGUGCGACAGAUUGCUCUUUAUCUUCUUUGCUGGGGCGAGGCCAACCAGGUCCGCUUUAUGCCUGAGUGUCUCUGCUUCAUUUUUAAGUGUGCAGACGAUUUCCUAAACUCACCUGCCUGCCAAAGCAUGGUCGAGCCAGUUGAAGAGUUCACCUUCCUCAACAAUGUCAUUACGCCCCUGUACCAGUACUGCCGGGACCAAGGAUACGAAAUCCUUAAUGGGGUUUAUGUCCGCCGGGAGAGGGACCACAACAAAGUCAUUGGCUAUGAUGACUGCAACCAGCUCUUUUGGUAUCCCGAGGGCAUUGAACGAAUCGUUCUUUCGGACAAGAGCAAGUUGGUGGACGUCCCCCCAGCAGAACGCUAUCUCAAACUCAAGGACGUGAACUGGAAGAAAGUCUUCUUCAAGACGUACAAGGAGACGCGCUCUUGGUUCCACCUGCUCGUCAAUUUCAAUCGCAUUUGGGUCAUACAUAUUACCAUGUUCUGGUUCUACACUGCGUUCAACGCUCCCACCCUCAUCACCCCGAACUACCAACUGCAACUCAACCAAUCUCCACCCGCGGCGGCUCCGUGGUCUCUUGUGGGUUUUGGAGGAGCAAUCGCGGCUCUAAUCCAGAUUCUGGCAACAAUAGCAGAGUGGGCGUAUGUGCCUCGCAGGUGGGCCGGUGCCCAGCAUCUCACCAAGAAACUCUUGUUCCUCAUUGUGAUCUUCGCCAUCAACCUCGGACCCGGCGUCUACGUCUUCAUGCCAGCCAAGAACGAGCAGGCCCUCAUUGACAAGCAAAAUUCCACGCCUGCAAAGGUCCUCGGUAUUGUGCAGUUCUUCAUCGCGUUGGCCACGUUCCUCUUCUUCUCGAUCAUGCCUCUCGGCGGUCUUUUUGGAAGUUACCUUACGAAGAACUCGCGGAGAUACGUUGCCAGUCAGACAUUCACAGCUAGCUACCCACGCCUUUCUGGAAAUGACAUGGCCAUGUCUUUCGGCCUCUGGGCAGCUGUCUUCGGACUCAAGUUCGGAGUGUCGUAUCUCUACCUAACUUUGUCUCUCCGCGACCCGAUUCGGUACCUUGCCCAGAUGAACACGGACAGUUGUCUUGGAGACACAAUUUUAAUGAGGUAUCUCUGCCCAUAUCAGGCGAAAAUCACUUUGGGCCUCAUUCUCUUCACCGCUUUGAUCUUCUUUUUCCUCGAUACCUACCUGUGGUAUGUCCUUACCAACGCCGUCUUUUCGAUCGCCCGAUCGUUUUACCUCGGUUCGUCGAUUUGGACUCCGUGGAGAAACGUCUUUUCUCGGCUCCCGAAGCGCAUCUACUCCAAAGUAUUGGCAACCACCGACAUGGAGAUCAAGUACAAACCCAAAGUUCUCAUCUCACAGAUCUGGAACGCCAUUGUCAUUUCGAUGUACCGAGAGCACCUUUUGGCCAUUGACCACGUCCAAAAGCUCCUGUAUCAUCAGGUUCCAUCGGAGCAAGAGGGCAAGCGCACUCUGCGCGCGCCUACGUUCUUCGUAUCGCAAGAGGAUCAUUCGUUCAAGACGGAGUUCUUUCCCACCCAAAGCGAGGCUGAGCGGAGAAUAUCGUUUUUCGCCCAGUCUCUCUCAACGCCGAUUCCAGAGCCUCUUCCCGUGGACAACAUGCCGACCUUCACGGUUCUGAUUCCCCAUUACAGCGAAAAGAUCCUACUCUCGCUGAGGGAAAUCAUUCGCGAGGAUGAGCCAUAUUCCCGUGUUACUCUUCUUGAAUAUCUCAAGCAGCUCCAUCCUCAUGAAUGGGACUGCUUCGUCAAGGACACGAAAAUUCUGGCAGAUGAAACAUCUCAGUUCAACGGCGAGCUCGAGAAGAACGAGAAAGACACCGCCAAGAGCAAGAUUGACGACUUGCCAUUCUACUGCAUCGGCUUCAAGUCAUCGGCGCCAGAGUACACUCUCAGGACACGAAUUUGGGCCUCUCUUCGUUUCCAGACCCUGUAUCGUACAGUCUCUGGCUUCAUGAACUACAGCCGUGCAAUCAAGCUUCUCUACCGCGUCGAGAAUCCGGAGGUUGUCCAGAUGUUUGGUGGCAACUCUGACAAGCUGGAGCGUGAGCUGGAACGCAUGGCUCGCCGCAAAUUCAAGCUCGUCGUGUCGAUGCAGCGCUAUGCCAAGUUCAAGAAGGAAGAAAUGGAAAACGCCGAGUUCUUGCUUCGUGCCUACCCAGACCUGCAGAUUGCUUAUCUCGACGAGGAAGCGCCCGCGGUUGAGGGCGAGGAGCCGCGUCUCUAUUCUGCUCUCAUCGACGGACAUUCUGAAAUCAUGGAGAACGGUAUGCGACGGCCCAAGUUCCGCAUUCAGCUUUCCGGAAACCCAAUUCUUGGCGACGGCAAAUCGGACAACCAGAACCACUCCCUGAUCUUCUACCGCGGCGAAUACAUUCAGCUCAUUGAUGCCAAUCAAGAUAAUUAUCUGGAAGAGUGCCUCAAGAUUCGCAGCGUUCUCGCCGAGUUUGAGGAGAUGAAGGUGGACGAUGUUUCGCCAUAUACUCCGGGAUUCAAGAACACCGUUCGUUCUCCGGUUGCUAUCCUGGGUGCUCGCGAAUACAUUUUCUCUGAGAAUAUCGGCAUCCUUGGUGACGUUGCAGCUGGCAAGGAACAAACAUUCGGCACUCUCUUCGCAAGAACCUUGGCUCAGAUCGGUGGUAAACUUCAUUACGGCCAUCCUGAUUUCCUGAACGGCAUUUUCAUGACAACCCGCGGCGGUGUUUCCAAGGCCCAGAAGGGCUUGCAUCUCAACGAGGAUAUUUAUGCUGGUAUGAACGCUCUUUUGCGUGGCGGCCGUAUCAAGCACUGCGAAUACUACCAAUGUGGUAAAGGUCGUGAUCUUGGCUUUGGCUCCAUUCUGAACUUUACAACCAAGAUUGGAACUGGUAUGGGCGAGCAGAUGCUGUCUAGAGAGUACUAUUACCUUGGGACUCAGCUGCCCCUGGAUCGCUUCCUCUCGUUUUACUACGCCCAUCCCGGUUUCCACAUCAACAACAUGUUCAUCAUGCUUUCGGUUCAGCUGUUCAUGAUCUGCCUGCUCAACAUCGGCGCUCUGCGGAGGGAGACGAUUCCCUGCGACUACAACCGAGAAAAGCCCAUUACGGAUCCCCUAUACCCUACCGGUUGCCAGAACACUGACGCGCUCACGGAUUGGAUCUACCGCAGUAUUCUUUCCAUCUUCUUCGUCUUCUUCCUCUCUUUCGUUCCCCUGAUUGUGCAGGAGUUGACCGAGCGGGGCUUCUUGCGUGCCGCAACUCGUUUCGCGAAGCAGCUUGGCUCCUUUUCGCCAUUCUUCGAGGUGUUCGUCUGCCAAAUCUACGCCAACUCGGUGCAGCAGGAUCUUGCUUUCGGUGGCGCGCGGUAUAUAGGCACUGGUCGUGGUUUUGCCACUGCCCGUAUCCCCUUUGGCGUGCUCUACUCCCGCUUUGCCGGCCCGUCGAUUUACUUCGGAGCUCGCAUGCUCAUGAUGUUACUCUUUGCGACAAUCACGCUUUGGCAGGCCGCUAUUAUCUAUUUCUGGAUCUCGCUCCUCGCUUUGAUUGUCUCACCGUUCCUGUACAACCCCCAUCAAUUCGCCUGGAACGACUUCUUUAUCGACUACCGGGACUUCCUUCGAUGGUUGUCUCGUGGCAAUUCACGCUCCCAUGCGUCGUCUUGGAUCGCUUUCUGCCGACUGUCUCGAACAAGGAUCACAGGUUACAAGCGCAAGGCUCUCGGAGACCCAUCGAGCAAGAUGUCCGCUGACGCUCCUCGUGGAGCUCUCACCAACAUCUUCUGGUCGGAAAUCCUCGCGCCUCUUCUUCUCGUCGUUGUGACCUUGAUCCCUUAUUUGUUCAUUAACGCCCAGACAGGCGUCUCGCGCCAUGAUCCCAAGGCAAAGGCUACUGCCUCAUUGAUCCGAGUGGCCAUUGUUGCGUUUGCACCCAUCGCCAUCAAUGCAGGCGUUCUAGCGGGCCUAUUUGGCAUGGCUUGCUGUAUGGGCCCGCUUCUGAGCAUGUGCUGCAAGAAGUUUGGCAGUGUCCUAGCAGCCAUUGCUCACGGAGUCGCGGUUGUUGUUCUCUUGGUCUUCUUCGAGGUCAUGUUCUUCCUGGAAGGGUUUGACUUUGUCAAGGCGCUUCUGGGUAUGAUUGUGGUCGUCGCCCUCCAGCGAUUCUUCUUCAAGAUCAUUGUUUCUCUGGCUCUUACGAGAGAGUUCAAGACGGACCAGUCCAAUAUUGCCUUCUGGACUGGAAAGUGGUAUUCUAUGGGUUGGCACUCCGUCUCUCAGCCUGCCCGAGAGUAUCUUUGCAAGAUCACUGAGCUGGGCAUGUUCGCGGCCGACUUCGUGCUUGGACAUAUCAUUCUGUUCCUCAUGCUUCCUGUCAUCUUGAUUCCUAAGGUGGACAGAUUGCACUCCAUGAUGCUCUUCUGGCUCCGUCCCAGCCGACAAAUUCGCCCCCCCAUCUAUUCGAUGAAGCAAUCCAAGCUCCGGAGAAGACGUGUCUUCCGCUUUGCUGUUCUUUACUUCGUCAUGCUCUUCGUCUUCGUUGGCAUGAUUGUUGGGCCCAUCGUCGGUGCUAAACCGAUUCUUGACGCCUUGAAGAAGUCGAUUCCCGAUGGUUUGCUCCAGCCGACCAACCAAACGAAUGACAACACCAACGGCACUACACCGACGGGCAGUUUCCUAAGCGUCACUCCUGUUGGAGUUGCAGCACAAACAGGGAUAGACUCCCCAACGCAGUCCUCCCAGGCGUAG